Mucor velutinosus is the source of this 2073-nucleotide messenger RNA. It is a transcript of the gene RIB5, whose product is annotated as Riboflavin synthase alpha chain. The record is from RefSeq and is a predicted model, not a curated record. NCBI's taxonomy places the organism in Eukaryota, Fungi, Mucoromycota, Mucoromycetes, Mucorales, Mucoraceae. The coding region runs from base 1 to 2073 and encodes 690 amino acids. Gene Ontology annotation, molecular function: protein binding. The transcript is spliced from 5 exons.
AUGUCUACCAAACGAUCAGGCUCAAGGAUCCCUUCAGCCGCUUCUCAUCGCAACGACACUGCCUCUACAUUCUCCACAAACGAAUCAACCACUGGCAGCAGACAGCGUCAAUCCAAGCGAGAUGAGGCCAUUCGAAAGAAGCUGGAGUCAGAGCUGUCCAAAAAGAAGACUGGAUCAAAGCGAGUGCGUCAAACUCGUAAGAUUGCAGGCACCGUUUCAGCACUUCGACCUGCUCAAGCACUUACUGUAAAGGAAAACAUGUUGGUCAUUGAGGCAUCUCAACUGAUGGCCGCAAAGAGAAGUGAUUGUGUGUUGGUGGUAGACGAAGACGACCAUCUCAGUGGUAUUUUCACUGCCAAAGAUCUUGCCUACCGAGUCGUUGCCGAGUCGUUGGAUGCAAGAGAUACCACAGUAGCCAAAAUUAUGACCAAGGGCCCCAUGUGUGUCACUUCUGAUACAUCUGCAACUGAUGCCUUGAAUCUGAUGGUGUCCCGUGGCUUCCGUCACUUGCCUGUCUGUAACGAGGAGGGCGACAUCUUUGGAUUGUUGGAUAUCACCAAAUGCUUGUACGAAGCAUUGGACAAGAUGGAAAGAGCGUUUGGCUCUUCUCGCAAGUUAUACGACGCUUUGGAGGGUGUCGAAAAGGAGUGGUCCAACUCGCCCAUUCAGUUGGUGCAAUACAUGGAGGCUUUGCGUGACAAGAUGGAGUGUCCCGACUUGAAUUCAGUGCUGGACGGUUUAGCGCCUGCCGAAGUCAGCGUAAAGACCAAUGUUCGUGAUGUUGCACGUAUGAUGAAAGAGUAUCACACGACUGCUGUCCUGGUUACAGAUAGAGAUGGUUUAGCUGGUAUCUUUACAACAAAGGAUGUUGUGCUACGUGUAAUUGCUGCUGGCUUGCAUCCAGAGAACUGCUCAGUUGUUCGAGUCAUGACGCCCCACCCGGAUACAGCGUCGCCUCAAAUGUCAAUUAUGGACGCUUUAAGAAAGAUGCAUGAUGGCCAUUACCUCAACCUCCCAGUCAUUGAGGACGGUGAUGUGAUCGGUAUUGUGGAUGUCCUGAAGUUGACUUACGCUACGAUGGAGCAAAUCAACAGUAUUCAGGGCAACGACGGCGAAGGUCCCAUGUGGGGCCGCUUUUGGGACAGCUUUGGAGCUGCAGAUCAGCAUGAAUCAGAAUCACAGCUAUCAGAUCCCCUUUCCUCACAACUCCUCUCAGCGCAUUCACAGAAUAGCAAUACCAAUGGCAAUGGCGGCAUCGCUCGUGCCAUCUCACCAGAGCCAUCUGCCUCCUUCUCUCAACUGCAAGGAUUCUCUGAAAUCACGCCCAACGAAUCAGCCAGCAUGGUCGCCAAUAACGAGGAAAACCGUUCCACCAUGUCAGAAGAUACCAGAGCCAUGGGCAAAGGGGAGGAUGUGUUCUCUUUCAAGUUCACCAGUGAUGGCGGAAAGACACAUCGAUUUGCAUCUGUGUACAAUAGCUAUGCGGCACUUUUAGAAGCAGUGCGUCAAAAAGUGAUUGGAGAGCAUUUGGCUCAUCUCGGUGCUAGCCCUGAUGAUGUGCCUGUUGAAUCCUGGUUGAGCAUCUCUUACUUGGAUGAUGAGGAGGAUCAAGUGUUGAUUACAUCAGAUGCCGAUGUCUUGGAUGCUGUCAAAUUAGCUCGCAAAAUGGGUCAAGACCGUGUCAAAUUGUUUGUGCAUGAUGCCACUGAAAAGGAGGAGGAGAUAGUCGUGGCUGAGGAACCCGCAGUGAUGGAGCCUCCCGUUGCUGUGGUAGAGGAAAAAGUGUUGGAGUCAGUUGCACCUCCUGCUGUCACUCCUGCUCCACCUACCAUCGAAGUAACUGAGCCUCGCCAUGAAAAGAAGAGCAAGAGACGCAGCGUCAGAAAGGAAGUCGAGACAUCUGAUUCAGAAGAGGAGGACACACAUGGCAGCAGCAGAGGCCGCAAUAAGCAGGAAGGUGCUACAGUGGCAGGCAUUCCUCAAGAACUGGUGUUGCCUGCAGCCAUCGCCUUUCUGGGUGUUGUCAUUGUGGGCGUGUUUGCCUUCUCCAGAGUAAGCUCAAAUCACCGUUAA